UCGCGAUCGUAUUAGUGUUUUUUAUAAAAUAUGGACAAGAAUAAUAAGCAAGUGUCGCAAUUUCGGCCGACAUAUAUAUCAACAAACCAAAAAACACCGUUUGUGGAACUGUAUGUGACUUCCGUGAUUUCGGCACUUGCCGGAGAAACCAUCGCCUAUCCCUUUGACGUGUGCAAGACCCGAAUGCAUAUUCAAGGAGAGAUCGCAAGCAAAACGGCGACUCCUCUUAAAUAUCGUGGCAUGUUGGGUACAGCUCUGGGCAUUAUCAGAGAAGAGGGUGUUCUUAAGCUAUACGGAGGACUGACGGCCAUGAUGCUCAGACACUCGACAUUUACCGGCCUUAAAAUGUUCUUUUAUGAUAAUCUUCGUGAAUUUAUGAUCACCACUAACAAAGAUGGCCAACCACAAUUAACGUUUUUCCGGGGAGCCGUUUGUGGCAUGACAGCAGGUGCUUUGGCCAACAUGUUAUCCUCACCCGUGGAUCUUGUCAAAAUUCAAAUGCAAAUGGAUGGCAAGCGACGUCUUAUGGGAGAGCCCGCAAGAGUUCAAAAUGUCUUUCAGGCCUUUGGAUCAAUCUAUGCCGUCGGUGGAGUUCGCGGCUUGUGGAAGGGCACUGCGAUAAAUGCCACACGUGCAGCUCUGGUCACACUGGGCGAUCUUAGUGCCUACGAUCUGAGCAAGCGUCAACUUAUGCGGCUUUUGGAAAUGCCCGAUAAUCGACUUAUACAAUUUAUGGGGGCGAUGAUAGCUGGCUUAACCAGUGCCGUUCUUAGUACACCCGCAGAUGUGGUCAAGUCGCGGAUUAUGAACCAGCCGACAGACGAUAAAGGCAUUGGUCUGCACUACAAGGGAACAAUUGACUGUUUCACCAAACUAUAUACGGAAGAAGGCUUCUUUGCCAUGUACAAAGGCUUUCUACCCUAUUGGUUACGAAUUGGUCCCUGGGCCUUGGUAUUCUGGACAACCUUUGAACAGAUUCGUCGCUUUCGCGGCGAUGAGGGUUAUUAAAAACGCGAAAGGUUUUUUAUAUCUUAACGUAUGACGAAACUGUUUGUGAAUCGGACAAAAUAAAUGUUUUAAAUUUUUAGUAUAGCACAGAAAAAA
Messenger RNA from Drosophila innubila, 1104 nucleotides. RefSeq names its product mitochondrial uncoupling protein 4-like. The record is from RefSeq and is a predicted model, not a curated record. Gene Ontology annotation, biological process: response to cold; mitochondrial transport. NCBI's taxonomy places the organism in Eukaryota, Metazoa, Arthropoda, Insecta, Diptera, Drosophilidae. The coding region runs from base 31 to 1008 and encodes 325 amino acids. The transcript has 2 exons. Gene Ontology annotation, cellular component: mitochondrial membrane.